Molecule: messenger RNA, 1713 nt
Organism: Aspergillus niger
Lineage: Eukaryota; Fungi; Ascomycota; Eurotiomycetes; Eurotiales; Aspergillaceae
Exons: 1
Coding region: 1-1713 (570 amino acids)
Biological process (GO): regulation of DNA-templated transcription
Molecular function (GO): DNA-binding transcription factor activity, RNA polymerase II-specific; DNA binding
Source: RefSeq, a predicted model, not a curated record
AUGGCCGAAUCCUCCCAUCCCCCUCCCCCGCCAUCCGCCGACGACGACCACUGGGCGCCCUGGCUGCCCUCCGCAUACCCAGAUGCUGUUCCAGGCUUGGUAAACGCGGAGGCGCUCUCAUCUCUGUCUCCUUCUUACUCGCAGAAUGAUUGCGGCUCGCUGGACAUGCUUUCCUCCGAUAACUUCAGGACCUCGCAGCCGGAUCCAACUGACGACACGACGAUCAUCCCCCCGCCCGAUGACUAUGUCAAUGUCUCCCAGUGGCUCGCUGGCGCCUAUCGGCCUCCUGUCCCCUGCACCUACUGUCAGCAACACCGACUGCAGUGCCUUGUCAUUCGCACCACCCCGGCCAAUCCGAACCCCGUCACCGCCUGUUCCAGUUGCGUCGCGCUCUUCCGCGAAUGUAGCCUCGCCCGUGGCGAGAAGCGUCACCCUGCAGGCUUCGAGACCGUUUUUCCCGUGUUCAAUCAUCUACAUGGCGUAACCGAGUGGACCGAGGAGGAGCUGUUCCCCACUCCGCACGCAUUUCCAGUGUCGGCCUCAUCAAACGACCAGGCGCAAUCAGCGCAUGACCAGGAAAAAACAGAAGAAGACGUACAGCAGAAGCCGCGGUUCUCUCGAAAAGGAGCCAAGAUAUUGCGGGAUUGGCUGUAUCGCAAUCAACACGCUCCGUAUCCCACAGACGAACAGAAAGCUGCGUUUGCCCAGCAGACCGGCCUCACUGAGAAGCAGAUAUCUACUUGGUUCGCCAAUGCCCGACGGCGCCACCGAAUGGUCCACCGCACCUCCCGACCGAGUCAGAUCUUCCGGAGUGGCUCCCCAAUGCCCAUUGCCCGGUCGGCGGCCUUGACUCCAAUGGAACGCUGGCAGCGAUCCCCGCCGGACCAAGAGCCUGUAUCCGAGUCGGUUAUUCAGCAAGCUAUUGCCGCUGCCGACACUGAUGCUCCGUGGAAUCACCCCAGCACGUCUGGCAAUGCAAGUCCCAGCUCUCACCAUUUCGCGUCCUCCAUUUCGAGCAUCGACAGUGAAACGUCGCAGGCUUCGUCUGAGAGUUUCUCAUCCGCCUGGAGUCAUCAGUCCGAGAGCUAUGUGCCGUUCCCACUGUCAGAUGGGCGGCCGCGAUCCCAGUCCCGUCGCAGACGGCCCAGACGCCAGUCGGCAGCGGCGAGCCCAUACCAGUGUACCUUCUGUGUGGACGGUUUCAAGAAAAAGCAUGAUUGGGUCCGUCAUGAAAAGAGCGUACACCUGUCGUUGGAGUCGUGGAUAUGUAGCGUGGGAUCGGGCGUUCUGGAUCUGGCCGGCUUGGAGGUAUUACGAUGCGAUUUCUGCGAUUACUCUCCACUUACUGAAUCACAUUUCUCGACCCAUGAGUUCGAUGUGUGCGCGGAUCGUCCGCUAUCGGAACGUUCCUUCCGACGCAAAGACCACUUGAUCCAGCACUUUCGCAAAUUUCAUCACUGCACGACGGUCCCCGCCCUACGCAUUGAGGCCUGUCGCGUUGUCACGAACGAUGUGCAAAGCCGGUGUGGAUUUUGCCAAUUAGUCUUGCCGACGUGGGCAGCACGCGCAGAUCAUCUGGCGGAGCACUUCAAGAACGGACGGCGCAUGGCGGACUGGUCGGGGGACUGGGGGCUGGACCCCUUGUACCAGGCCAUGUUGCGAGAUGCCGUCUUGCCCGCGGAUCGGUUUGUCUACUCCGACGGGGGGUCCUGA